This is a messenger RNA of Dermacentor andersoni, 743 nucleotides long. RefSeq lists its product as uncharacterized. The record is from RefSeq and is a predicted model, not a curated record. Lineage: Eukaryota; Metazoa; Arthropoda; Arachnida; Ixodida; Ixodidae.
CAAGGCAGACAUAGUCAUCGCUAUCUCAUCGGUCGGAUCGAUGGAGGACGAGGCCAACUGCUACGCCGCACCGCCAAAUGUCCUCAUCUCUCCGAUGCUAAGGUUCCCGAGCAUGGAGAGUCACUGGCCUCUCGUGCGCCACAACGCGACGUACGCGAACGGUGAAACGUUGGUGGGCCUGUCGUUCGAGAUGGGGGCGCUGAUCUACGUCCUCACACAAGACGCGGCAAGCCUGAACGACAGCGCCUACGCCAACUGCACGGAGGCCGGCAUGACGAGCCAAGAUGCGAUUUGCCCAUUUUCCAAGAACGUCGACAGAAACCAGUGGCUGAAUGAACCGUACAUGGUGUACGGCGCUUUCAUCCAGAGUAAUACAAAGAGGCACGUCGCCUUUGCCGAGUACUUCACAAGCCUUCGGGAAAAGUACACCAAAGCCCGUCGGAUAUUUGGAUCGCUCCAUCACCGAUCUGCCUUGUUGAUGUUCAACGUCCACCUGGGGGACGUCAGGAAGAAAUGCAGCGUCGACGCUUUCAGCGCCAUUAAAUUGAUCUGCAGGGACUUCUUAGGCCAGACAAGUUGCGGCUGAAACGCCUUCGCAACGUCUCUGCGCUGCACCUAGUCCUCGUUCCGAUGUUGGCGCAGUGUAGAAAAAUGCAGUAAUUUAUUUUGUAUUUCGUCACUAAAAGCAACUACUGGUUUUCGUUCUGAACGCUAAAGUUACGUGGAGGUCAUGCUUCUGAACC